Messenger RNA from Sinocyclocheilus grahami, 1519 nucleotides. RefSeq names its product E3 SUMO-protein ligase RanBP2-like. Gene Ontology annotation, biological process: protein folding; protein peptidyl-prolyl isomerization; intracellular transport. Gene Ontology annotation, molecular function: peptidyl-prolyl cis-trans isomerase activity; GTPase activator activity. The transcript is spliced from 6 exons. NCBI's taxonomy places the organism in Eukaryota, Metazoa, Chordata, Actinopteri, Cypriniformes, Cyprinidae. The record is from RefSeq and is a predicted model, not a curated record. Gene Ontology annotation, cellular component: cytoplasm; nuclear pore. Bases 1 to 1362 code for a protein of 453 amino acids.
AUGUGGCUCCUGAUUCCUGAUAUCAGAGCUCAGGAAAAGGCCGCAGUGAGUCGAGCUGAAGGACGACUGGAGAGACUGGAGAAGAAGAUCAAUGAUCUGAGGAGGAGAGACGCUGAGCUGGAGCAGCUUGCGAUGGAUGAACAUAAAAACCACGGCACUGUAUCAGCUGCGGCACAGAUGACAGAGACACAGUUUGUGACGUGUGUUUGCUCUGCUCCAGCAGGUGUUUCUUUGGGAUUUGCAUCUGCAAGUUUGUUUUCAUUUGCAGACAUAGUCAAGAGUAAAGAGGAAUUUGCAUUUGCCAAAAACGAUCCUAAUUUCACAUGGUCAAACGCCGGAGCCAAAGUUUUUGGAUGUGCAGCGACACAAAAAGAAGAAAAAGAAGAGGGCAUUGAUGGUGAAAAUGACGAGAUCCACUUUGAGCCGAUCGUGUCUCUGCCUGAGGUGGAGGUGAAGUCCGGUGAGGAGGACGAAGAGAUCCUGUUCAAAGAAAGAGCCAAACUGUACCGUUGGGAUCGUGAGCUCAAUCAGUGGAAGGAGCGUGGCGUGGGAGACAUCAAGAUCCUCUACCACCCCGUGAUAAAGCGCUACCGUGUGGUGAUGAGACGCGAGCAGGUGCUAAAUGUCUGCGCCAACCACACCAUCAGCAAGAGCAUCGAGCUCAAGCCCAUGAACACCUCGGCUAAUGCGCUGGUGUGGACCGCCACCGACUACUCCGAGGGAGACGGGAAAGUCGAGCAGCUGGCGGUCAAGUUCAAGACUCCAGAGCUGGCCGAGUCCUUCAGACGAGCGUUCACAGACUGCCAGAGCCGCAUGUCGCAGACUGACGCUGCUCAGACAUCUGCCGCCGAGGCGCAUUCAAAAGAGUCCAACCCUGUGGUGUUCUUCAACAUCACCAUAGAUGGGGAGGAUGCUGGGAGAAUCGUCAUGGAGCUCUUCGCUCACAUUGUCCCCAAAACGGCGGAGAACUUCCGGGCUCUGUGUACGAGAGAGAAGGGCUUCGGUUACCUCCAGUCUGUCUUCCACAGGAUCAUCCCGGGCUUCAUGUGUCAGGGUGGUGAUAUCACCAACCAGGAUGGGACGGGAGGAAAAUCCAUCUAUGAAAAGAUGUUUGAAGACGAGUGCUUCGAGGUGAGGCACACAGGGCCGGGGCUGCUGUCCAUGGCCAACCGUGGCAGAGAUACCAACAACUCACAGUUCUUCAUCACCCUCAAGAAAGCAGAGCACUUGGACUUCAAGCAUGUGGCCUUCGGCUUCAUCAAAGAGGGCAUGGAUGUGGUGAGGAGAAUCGGAGAGCUGGGCGCUAAAGAUGGGAAACCCACGAAAACUAUCACCAUCUCAAACUGUGGACAGAUUAAGUGAGCUUUUCUAUGCAAACAGCUGUUCAUCAUGUUUGAGAUUGUGUUCCCUGAACUCUUGCGUAAAUCAGGACUUGUAUAUGCAGUGGUUUUAUAUUUGUCCUGUAAGUGUGUUAAUAAAUUGCACAGCACUAGUUGACAAUGAAACUUAUGCUUUGCAA